Messenger RNA from Neogale vison (American mink), 4178 nucleotides. It is a transcript of the gene MTTP, whose product is annotated as microsomal triglyceride transfer protein. Gene Ontology annotation, cellular component: Golgi apparatus; endoplasmic reticulum; basolateral plasma membrane. Bases 306 to 2990 code for a protein of 894 amino acids. Gene Ontology annotation, molecular function: lipid binding. The transcript has 18 exons. Lineage: Eukaryota; Metazoa; Chordata; Mammalia; Carnivora; Mustelidae. Gene Ontology annotation, biological process: lipoprotein metabolic process; cholesterol homeostasis; lipid transport. The record is from RefSeq and is a predicted model, not a curated record.
AGGCAGACUGGUUUAGCUCUCAAAAGUGAAAAUUUUCUUGAUCUUUCUUCUUAAGUAAAAAAAAUAAUAAUAAUUAAGUAGAGUAAGAGACUGAAAACUGCAGCCCACCUAAGUUUAAUCAUUAAUAGUGAGUUCUUUGGUGACCUUAGGUCCUCAUUUUGGAGUUUGGAAUCUGACCUUUCCCCAAAGAUAAACAUGCUUGUUGCAGGUUCUGAGGAGGGUCACUUCCUCGCUGCCAUCAGAAGAGUCCACUUCUCAGUGACUCCUGGCUGGGAACUGGAUGCAUUAGAGGGUAGCUAGUCAAUAUGAUUCUCCUCGCCGUGCUUUUUCUCUGCUUCAUUUCCUCAUACUCAGCUUCAGUUAAAGGUCACACAACUGGUCUCUCAUUAAAUAAUGACCGGCUAUACAAACUCACAUAUUCCACCGAAGUUUUUCUUGAUCGGGGCAAAGGAAAACAAGAAGACAGUGUAGGCUACCGAAUUUCAUCUAAUGUGGAUGUCAUCUUACUCUGGAGGAAUCCUGAUGGCGAUGAUGACCAACUUAUCCAAAUAACAAUGAAAGAUGUAAAUGUUGAAAAUGUGAAUGAGCAGAGAGGAGAGAAGAGCAUUUUCAAAGGAAAAAACCCACCCAAAAUCAUAAGAAAAGAAAACUUAGAAGCUUUACAAAGACCUGUGCUCCUUCAUCUAGUCCACGGAAAGGUCAAAGAGUUCUACUCAUAUCCAAAUGAACCGGUGGCUAUAGAGAAUCUCAAGAGAGGACUGGCUAGCCUAUUUCAGAUGCAGUUAAGCUCUGGAACCACCAACGAGGUAGAUAUCUCUGGGGAUUGUAAGGUGACAUACCAGGCUCAUCAGGACAAAGUGACCAAAAUUAAGGCCUUGGAUUCAUGCAAAAUAGAGAGAUCUGGAUUUACAACCUCAAAUCAGGUCUUGGGUGUCACUUCAAAAGCCACAUCUGUUACUACCUAUAAGAUAGAAGACAGCUUUGUUAUAGCUGUGUUCGCAGAAGAGACCCAUGCUUUUCGGAUGAAUUUUCUACAGACCAUCGCAGGCAAUAUAGUAUCAAAGCAGAAAUUAGAGCUGAAGACAACUGAAGCAGGCCCAAGACUGAUACCCGGAAAGCAGGUUGCAGCCGUAAUUAAAGCUGUUGAUUCAGAGUACAGGGCCCUUCCCAUUGUGGGACAGAACUUCCAGAGCGAGUGUAAAGGAUGCCCUUCUCUGGCGGAGCACUGGCAGUCGACCAGAAAACACCUGCAGCCUGACAACCUCUCCAAGGCUGAGGCUGUCAGAAGCUUCCUGGCCUUUAUUCAGCAUCUCCGGACUGCAAGAAGAGAAGAGAUCCUCCAGAUCCUCAAGGCUGAAAGCAAGGAAGUGCUGCCUCAACUGGUGGACGCUGUCACCUCUGCUCAGACUUCAGACUCAUUAGACGCUAUUUUGGACUUUUUGGAUUUCAAAAGUGACAGUAGUGUUAUCCUCCAGGAGAGGUUUCUCUAUGCCUGUGGAUUUGCCUCCCAUCCCGAUGAAGAACUCCUGAGAGCCCUCAUUAGUAAGUUCAAAGGUUCCUUUGGGAGCAAUGACAUCAGAGAAACUGUUAUGAUCAUCGCUGGGGCCCUCGUCAGGAAGCUGUGUCAGAAUGAAGGCUGCAAACUCAAAGCAGUGGUAGAAGCCAAGAAGUUAAUCCUGGGAGGACUCGAAAGAGCAGAGAAAAAAGAGGACACCAUGAUGUACCUCCUGUCUCUGAAGAAUGCACUGCUCCCGGAAGGCAUCCCACUCCUUCUGAAGUAUGCAGAGGCAGGGGAAGGGCCCAUCAGCCACCUUGCCACCACCACACUCCAGAGAUACGAUGUCCGUUUCAUAACUGAUGAGGUAAAGAAGACUUUGAACAGGAUAUACCACCAGAAUCGUAAAGUUCAUGAAAAGACUGUACGCACUACUGCAGCCACUAUCAUUUUAAACAACAAUCCAUCCUACAUGGAAGUAAAAAACAUUCUACUCUCUAUUGGGGAGCUUCCCAAAGAAAUGAAUAAAUACAUGCUUGCUGUUGUUCAAGACAUCCUACGUUUUGAAAUGCCUGCAAGCAAAAUGGUCCGUCGAGUUCUGAAGGAAAUGGUUAUUCAUAAUUAUGACCGUUUCUCCAAGAGUGGGUCCUCUUCUGCCUACACUGGCUACAUAGAACGUGCUCCCCACUCGGCGUCUACUUACAGCCUGGACAUUCUUUAUUCUGGUUCUGGCAUCCUAAGGAGAAGUAACCUUAACAUCUUUCAGUACAUUGGGAAAGCUAAUCUUCACAGUAGCCAGGUGGUCAUUGAAGCCCAAGGACUGGAGGCCUUGAUUGCAGCUACUCCCGAUGAGGGGGAGGAGAACCUUGACUCCUACGCUGGCAUGUCAGCCAUCCUCUUUGAUGUUCAGCUCAGACCUGUCACUUUCUUCAAUGGAUACAGUGAUUUGAUGUCCAAAAUGCUGUCAGCAUCUGGUGACCCUGUCAGUGUGGUGAAGGGACUCAUUCUGCUGAUAGAUCAUUCCCAGGAGCUUCAGUUGCAAUCUGGACUAAAGGCCAAUAUGGAUGUCCAGGGUGGUCUAGCUAUUGACAUUUCAGGUGCAAUGGAGUUUAGCCUGUGGUAUCGGGAGUCUAAAACCCGGGUGAAAAAUCGGGUGGCUCUGGCAAUAGUUGGCAGCAUCACCGUUGACUCCUCUUUUGUGAAAGCUGGCCUAGAAAUCAGUGCAGAAACAGAAGCAGGCCUCGAGUUUAUCUCCACGGUGCAGUUUUCUCAGUACCCGUUCUUGGUUUGCAUGCAGAUGGACAAGGAUGGAGUUCCAUUCAGGCAAUUUGAGACCAAGUAUGAAAGGCUAUCCACAGGCAGAGGUUACGUCUCUCGGAGAAGAAAGGAAAGCCUCGUAGCGGGAUCUGAAUUCCCGCUCCACCAAGAGAACUCUGACAUGUGCAAGGUGGUGUUUGCCCCUGAGCCUGAGAGUAGUUCUGGCGGUUGGUUUUGAGACUGAUGGCUAAGGUUUCGCUCGGCUCUGUCUUCUGAGAAGGGUACGAUGUGACACGCCUAUAUACUUGCUCUCUCAGAGCACAGUGUUUACAUAUUUACCUGUAUUUAAGAUUUUUGUAAAAACCUCUGAAAAACCUCAAAUGAUUAAAUAUGGGCCCAAUUCCGUGUAGUACUGAUAGUGUCAUUUUGAGCCAACGUGUGAGACGCUUCCAGCAGCGUUCCUAGUGUUCUGGUACCUCUGUCCGUCCCAUUUGGUACAGCGGUAAGAGUGUUAUUCCAAGGAGAAGCAAUUGUCUGUAAAACACAAAACAAAACACACGUACCCUCAGGAGAACCCAACUUUGUUUCAACGAUUUUCAGUCAAUGUUUUUGAAGCUCUCUAUAGGACCUUACACAUGCUUGUUUCUACCAAAUAUCUUGCCUAAUCGGGGAAAAAAAAACAAAAACAAAACAAACAAACAAGAAAUGACCUUUUUUUUUGAGGGGAAGUUGGGGGAGGCAAUAAGACUUUCUAAAGACUUUUUUCACAGCUUCAAGGUUGGAUAUUUAUCUCUUUGUCAUUAGUUUUACGAAGCACUGAGGUAGAAGGCACACAGAAUUCAAACACAGCAUCAUCUUUCCACUGACCACAUGGUCACGUUGCUAGAAGAAAGCCAUUUUGCCCUCUGCCUUCUGCCCUGCAAGGAUAUUGGACUUAGCAGUACAAGUUAGAAAUCCGAACUUCAAAAACUCCAUUUGAUUUUACUUGUGCUGUGUCCCUUUGAGACUGCAAUGUGGGACACUGUCCUUUCUAAGGGACAUUUUCAUAUGUUCAUUAGUUUUUCUUUCAUUCAAGUGUUUUGUGGUGGAAGUUCUAGUGUGUUUGACUACAGUCUGUAUAAAACCCAGAAUGGCCAAGAGCAUUUACUACUGCUUUAAGAACCUGAUGGAUUUGGACUUCUAAAAUAUGAAAUCAAGAAAAGUUUGUCUUUAUUUGUACAAGUUAAAAGAGCCAUGUUAAACGUUUUCAAAUACCUAUUAAUAAACAAGAUGUAUGUGUUGCUAGUGAUAAACUCAAAACAGGUCACAGGUGCUCAUUUGUCCAUUAAACACAGACACAUACACACAUGCAAUGGAAGUUUAGCUAGCCCACCACUGGUUGUAAAUUUUAAAUGAUAUGUGAUGAAAUAAAUAUAUGGACAUCCUA